CAGAAGUUAUCUGGAACCAGCCCCUGUCUGUGGUGCUAUUUCUUUCUUGUCAGUUCCCCUUUCUGCAUUUGAGUUCUAGUCUCAGCCCUGACAUUAUUUCUUUCUCUACAAAGAGUGUUAGGAAGUUAUGGGGAGCUCACAAAGGCUCCUCAUCGUUUAUUCUUAACACCUUGUUUCUGUGUUCCUCGGGAAUGUCACUGAGCUUAUACAUCUGGUCUCUGGGAGCUGCAGUGGAUGGGCAUUUGUGACAGCACUAUGGGACUGAGUCACACUCUCCUUGUGAUGGCCCUCCUGCUCUCUGGUGUUUCUUCCAUGAAGAGUCAAGCAUAUUUCAACAAGACUGGAGAACUGCCAUGCCAUUUUACAAACUCUCAAAACAUAAGCCUGGAUGAGCUGGUAGUAUUUUGGCAGGACCAGGAUAAGCUGGUUCUGUAUGAGAUAUUCAGAGGCAAAGAGAACCCUCAAAAUGUUCAUCUCAAAUAUAAGGGCCGUACAAGCUUUGACAAGGACAACUGGACCCUGAGACUCCACAAUGUUCAGAUCAAGGACAAGGGCACAUAUCACUGUUUCAUUCAUUAUAAAGGGCCCAAAGGACUAGUUCCCAUGCACCAAAUGAGUUCUGACCUAUCAGUGCUUGCUAACUUCAGUCAACCUGAAAUAACAGUAACUUCUAAUAGAACAGAAAAUUCUGGCAUCAUAAAUUUGACCUGCUCAUCUAUACAAGGUUACCCAGAACCUAAGGAGAUGUAUUUUCAGCUAAACACUGAGAAUUCAACUACUAAGUAUGAUACUGUCAUGAAGAAAUCUCAAAAUAAUGUGACAGAACUGUACAACGUUUCUAUCAGCUUGCCUUUUUCAGUCCCUGAAGCACACAAUGUGAGCGUCUUUUGUGCCCUGAAACUGGAGACACUGGAGAUGCUGCUCUCCCUACCUUUCAAUAUAGAUGCACAACCUAAGGAUAAAGACCCUGAACAAGGCCACUUCCUCUGGAUUGCGGCUGUACUUGUAAUGUUUGUUGUUUUUUGUGGGAUGGUGUCCUUUAAAACACUAAGGAAAAGGAAGAAGAAGCAGCCUGGCCCCUCUCAUGAAUGUGAAACCAUCAAAGGGGAGAGAAAAGAGAGCAAACAGACCAAGGAAAGAGUACCAUACCACGUACCUGAGAGAUCUGAUGAAGCCCAGUGUGUUAACAUUUUGAAGACAGCCUCAGGCGACAAAAGUACUACACAUUUUUAAUUAAAGAAUAAAGUCCAUAUAACUGUCCAUUGUUUAUAUGCCUUUCCCUUCAAGUUUUGGGCUUACCUUUUUUUGUCUAUUAAUAUUAUUAUUACCAUUAAUAAUAGUGGAGGUUCCAGGACUCCAUCUGAGAAAGCCACCCUGUAAUGCCAGCUCUGCUCCCUACCUCAGGAGCAGACCUUAACUGCUUCUUUUCAUUUCAGAGCAAAUUUGUGCGCCAAGCUCACCUGACUGGCUCCUGGCUCAGGAAUAAUGUUUAAGACUAACACCUCCUGUUUCACAUUCAGCCUUCUUUUCUUAAUUUUAUAAAUUGCGUUUUAUGUAGAACUCCCAAUUACUGGAAUAAUGGCUUUUAUCUAUGAUAAUUCUAAGGUAGUGCCUCAUUCUAUCUUGUAUAUUUGUGACUGAAUAACUACCUCUUCAGUCUUGUGGGAGCUAUAUAUUUUAUGGCUUUUAUAGUAUUGCUAUUAAUAUCUUGAAACAUAAAGAGAUGUGUACUAUAAUAAUGUAAUUACUAUGCCCUGAGAAAAACACUGCUGAGGAGCUCUUGUCCCUCUGUGAAGAUCAGUAGGAAAAUGGUGGCUUGACGUGCUGACAAUGAUGAGCAGACCAACUCAAAAUUUGGAAAAUUAAGAACAAUGAAGAUGGAAUCAGCUCUGGAUCCUGGAUCCACUUCUAUCUGGGCCCUUGCUAACCUGAGAAGGAUCCGCCUGCGGAACAAGCUAUAGAUAAGCCUUAGCAGAGAACACUGGGUCAAGCACUGCGCAUUGUGAACCUACUUCUCUUCUUGAAAGAAAUGACUGAGAUGAUGAUCCAGGGCAACUAUGCAAGAGCCAACUGAGAGAUCACAACACUCAAAAGAGAAAAAAAAUGAAAGAUCUUGACAACAGAGAUGCACAUGAAUGUCCUGUCUGUCCAGUCCUCUGACAAACCUUGGGAUUAGCAACAGGUAGACAGUCUGUCCAAAAGGACUUAAGACAGACAGCAGCUUCCAUAGUGGUUGGUGAGAAGUUUGGAUAAUAAUCAAGUUAUUGUGAUGUUUCAUCUGGCUGCAGGCAGAGCAGGGGAGGAAGAGCUAUCAUCUUGAUAAUGGGAUAAAUGGAAGGAAGCUUAGGACUCUUUCAACUUACUUCUGAGACACAAAGAGCUAGAUUGGAAUCAGGAGGACCAAGAUGUAAAUCAUCUAGGGGCCAACUUUGCUGGCAGGUGCCCUAGGGAGAGAUCAGCUGGCCAAGAGCAGGGCUGGCAAAUUUAUAUCUGAGGACUGUCUAUAUGUCAUUAUAAAUGAUGGGGAAACUGGGUACACGAGAGGACUAUACUAGCCCAGUAGAGAUGAGUCAGAUGACCCUGGCUCUAAAGCAGCAUCACUAAGGGACGAGGCAGCCUCAGUCCAAACCAAGAGAGAACUUUGGGAGGCCCAACCCACAGAAAUAUUUCUUCUUAUUCUACAUAAAGGAAUCUAGAAGGUUGUAGACAGCUGUACUAGCCAUGCUUGUCCUUGUAAUAUUACCAUUUGUGUGUUCUUCCCUGCAUUUGCUUCAUUAGGCCAUAAGCAUCUUGUUGGUUUCUAACAUGUUUCGUAUAGUGAGUUCUUAAUAAAUUUUUCUUAAAUUGA
Messenger RNA from Herpailurus yagouaroundi (jaguarundi), 2848 nucleotides. It is a transcript of the gene CD86, whose product is annotated as CD86 molecule. Gene Ontology annotation, biological process: cellular response to lipopolysaccharide; negative regulation of T cell proliferation; immune response. The transcript has 7 exons. Bases 235 to 1233 code for a protein of 332 amino acids. NCBI's taxonomy places the organism in Eukaryota, Metazoa, Chordata, Mammalia, Carnivora, Felidae. The record is from RefSeq and is a predicted model, not a curated record. Gene Ontology annotation, cellular component: external side of plasma membrane.